This is a messenger RNA of Pseudozyma flocculosa PF-1, 2535 nucleotides long. RefSeq lists its product as uncharacterized. Bases 1 to 2535 code for a protein of 844 amino acids. Gene Ontology annotation, cellular component: cytoplasm; membrane-bounded organelle. Lineage: Eukaryota; Fungi; Basidiomycota; Ustilaginomycetes; Ustilaginales; Ustilaginaceae. Gene Ontology annotation, molecular function: N-acylphosphatidylethanolamine-specific phospholipase D activity. Gene Ontology annotation, biological process: N-acylphosphatidylethanolamine metabolic process; N-acylethanolamine metabolic process. The record is from RefSeq and is a predicted model, not a curated record. The transcript has 2 exons.
AUGGCAAACCAGAAAUCGAUACGGAUCAAGGAUGACGAGGCCAAUGGUAGCCCCGCCAACGGCGACGCUGCCAACGGCGACGAUAGCGAAGCACAGGGCAAGGCGACCGCGCAGCCUCGGCGCAGCAUGACGGCCAGCCGGCGCGACCGCCGCUCGAAGCGCUCCUCGUCCAAGCAUUCCCCCUCCGAGCCAGAAGAGAAGCCUGCCUUUGACGUCCUCAUCUCGUGCCGCACCGCCGACCCCAUCUCGGACGCCCACAGCCGCGACAUCGACCAGCUGCCCUCUCACUGGCAGCCGACGUUCAUUUCGAACCUCAGCCGCGCCGCCUCCCAGGGCCUCGGCGCCCUCAACCCGGAUCAGCAGCAGGAGGAGCACCGCCGCUUCGAAGAGACCCACAAGCCCAGCGGCUCAUGGAAGCGCCGCGUCUUUCGCCCGGCGCAGGAGCAGAGCCACACCGACAGCCUGCUCCCGCGCCUCGCCUUCAAGAACCCAUGGGACAGCUUCCGCGCGCCCGGCAUCGCAGACAUGCUCAACGGCGGCUUGAAGUGGGGCCUGCCUGAGGGGUACCAGGAGGGCGGAAGCCACAACCGGGUGCUUGGCAACAAGCCGUCGGCCGCCAAAAAGGUGCGCAGGCAGCAGGGGCAGGGCAUCCAGCAUGGUCUCGACGAGGACUGGGACCACGUCGAGGUCAGGGAGCCCGACUGGGGCUGGCCCGGUCGCUUCGAUGUCGCCAAAGCGGCGGCGGCGCCGAGCAACGACAAGGCCGGUGCAGGCGACAAGGAUGAUGCGGCGAACGGCACCGCCGAGCCCAACGGCGACGCUAGCAAAGGCCAGCCGUCCGCUGGCGGGGACUCGCCGACGUCGCCCGUUUCCGCGGAAGCGCCAAACGACGUCCCGGAAUGGGUCGACCCGCAGAACGACAACGUGCCGGCGGCGCGCGUGACCUGGCUCGGGCAUGCCACCACCCUACUACAGCUGCCGUCGCUAGGCCACGAAGACCCAGACCCGGAGCCAGAGCACGAGCCGGCGCACGCGGUCGAGGCCGACGCGCAGCCUGCAAACGGCGGAGAGGCCGACGAGACGCACAAAGACGAAGCCGAUACCGACGCACCAGCGUCUGACAAGCCUGAUGGCGAGCCGCCGGCCAAAGCUGGCAAUGGCGACGUCGGCGGCGAUGGCAACAGCAGGCGCCACAGUCACGGCCACAAACAGCGACCGCGCCGCAUCCCCCGCGAGCGGAUCGGCGACCGCAGCAUCAACAUCCUCUUCGACCCCGUCUUUUCGGAGCGCUGCUCGCCAUCGCAGAGCGCGGGUCCGCAGCGGUACACGCCGGCGCCGUGCCAGGUCGACGAGCUGCCGCCCAUCGACAUCGUGUGCAUCUCGCACUCGCACUACGACCACCUCGACUAUCUCACCAUGAAGGCGCUGCGGCAGCGGCGCGGGCGUAAGGUGCACGCCUUCGUCGGCCUCGGGCUCAAGGACAAGAUUGUCGAGUUCGGAUGGAGCCCGGAGCAGGUGAGCGAGCUCGACUGGUGGGACAGCGCGGUGCUGCAGGUGCACGAGCCGCAGGUGGCCAACGUGUUCAGCAACGCCUCGUCGACGACGGUGGCCACGACGGGCGUCGGCGGCGACGCGGCCGAGGCGGCGGCGGGCGUCGUCGAGAGCAAGCUCGUCUCCAAGAUCCGCCAGGACCGCGCCAAACUGCGAAUCGUAUGCACGCCGGCGCAGCACGGGUCGGGGCGGGGCGGCGACAAGGACCAGACGCUGUGGUGCAGCUGGGUGGUCGAGUGGAUGAGCGGCCGCCACGCGGCGCAGCCGUCGACCGAGGAGCGCAUCCCUGCCACGUUCCGCGCCUUUUUCGCGGGCGACACGGGCCUCAAGUACCACCGCGACAGCGUCGAAAAGCGCCACAAGUACCCGCCGUGCCCGGCCUUUGAGCAGAUUGCCACGCGCAUCGGCCGGCCGGACCUGCUGCUGCUGCCCAUCUCGGUCGGUUCCAGCCUGUCCUACUUUCGCAGCUGGGACCCCUUUCCGCGCAGCAUCAGCCCGUUCCCGCGCGUCUCGGCGGCGCUCACGAGCAGCAUUCAUAUGGACCCCUACGACGCCGUCGAGACGCACGAGAUCAUGCGGGGUGGCGGUGCUGCGGCUCGCGACGAGGCCAAGCAGCGCGGCCGGCGACUUCCCGUCAGCCUCGCAGUCCAUUACGGCACGUUCGUUCGCAACGCGCACCAGACUGCGGCCGACGUGCGGCAGCUGCUCAGCGCGUGCCAGCGCUCGCGGCUGGCUUUCCGACGCACGCGCGACGGCCGCUUCGACCUGUCGUCGACCAAGGCGAGCGACGGCGGCGAGGACGGCGAAAAGGGCAUGUUUCUCGUGUCGCACCAGGGCGAGACGGUGUGGGUGCCGUUUGUGUGGGAGGAGCCGUGGACGGCCCCCGCCGCCGCUGCACCGCCACAGCAACCGCAACAGCAACAGCGACAGCAAGAGCAACAGCAACAGGAGCAGCAACAGGAGCAGCAGCAGCACAAGGAGUAG